UUCUAUUUACUCCUCUUUAUUCCUCUUUCUGCUAUUCACGCUAUACAUUGUCGUACUCUCCUCUUGACCCAUUCCCUCUUAUUCGUUGUCUCCUCUCUCACUGUUCCUCUUGAUCCAUUCCCUCUUACUCGCUCCCCUCCUCCCUUUCUGUACCGUAUCUCUCGUUCCGUUCCCUCGCAUAUGUUUUCCUACUCUCUUGUAAUUCUCGUUCCGUUCCCUGUUUGUGACUUUACUCUCUGUUCAUCUCCUUCCGUUAUUCUGUUUAUUUACUCUUCCUCUCAUUCCGUUCCCCGUUAGUCUACUUAUUUACUCUUUCGUUCUUAUUUACUCUUUCGUUCCUUGUUAUUCGUUGUCCUAAUAUCUGUGGAGGUGAGUAAAGAAGUGUUUUGUCUGAGUGAAGGUUUUCGAAGGCGGCCACAAGAAUUAGGAGGAAAGGAAAAGCUGCAAGGAAAGGAGGAAAAAUAGAAAGAGGUUAGGAAAGAAGAGAGAGAGGACAGAAGGAAAGAAAGGCAGGGGAGAGGAAUUAAUUAAGAAGAGUGAGGGAGAAAGGAAGGAACGAUGGGAGAAGGAAUGGAAAAGAUAGGAUCGUUCGUUGUCUUGUUCUGCAGUGUCGCGCCUGUGUCAGAAUUUACGGCAACAAAGGAAACUAAAACAUUAUCUCUAUAUUAUCACUGUAAGAAGAGACACCUAGACCUAUGUAAAGAAGAAUCUACAAUACGAUAUGCCUAUGCGGAAAAUAAGAAAUACCAAAUUUUAGUCCAGACGUGUCUUGGUGCGCUCCAUUUGAUAAUUUAUGUGUAUAGGAAAGAGGAAAGUCACGGGGGGGGUCCCAGAAUUUACUAAUGAAAAGGAUAAAAGAAUGAAGAACACUGGUUGUCUAUUCUUUUUUUAGAUGAACUGCUUGACUUGAGCCUCCCACUCAUAACAUGGAGGCGGGCAAGGCCUUUGUGUUUAUAGUUAGAAUCUGGUAGGGGUAAAAUUUGUUAGUCGUGAAAGCAACUGCAAUGCAACAAUUCAUCAGCUCUGCGGCCUGCACCAGCACCACGGUUGAACGUCCUAGAGCCAAGUGAAGGCCAGCGUCCCGCCUGCCCCGUGACGUCAUGGUGCUGUUCAGAGUAUAUACUCUGGUGCUGUUGACCUGAUAGUCUGGUGCGUCUAAUCACCCGUUCGAUUCCCCUCGACUAUUUAUUUCUCUUUGUCUUCCUCAUCUUUCCUAAAUUCUCAGCUCUCGUUGCUCUUGCCUCUAGUUUCAUAACUGUUGCCAAGACAGUGUGUGAGCUGGCUGUUGCUGGCGGUGCUGUUGUCUGUAGGAGGACGGGGAUAAGCGCGGCCCGGUGCUGGAGAGAGAGAGACAGCGGGCAUUUCAGCAGCUGUGGCAACAUGGUUCAUGUUGAUAACGGUGACCAUCCCGCGGCACGCUGCACCCAUCAACCAGUGCACAGCGCCGUCCCUCGAGCUGAUACACUUACGCCGCGGCAGGUUGCAAGCGUUUCCACCGUGAGUUUUUUGAAGGCUGCCGGACAUCAGCAGGAAUGAUGUGGAAGUGCUCGAUGACGAUAUUCCUGUUGGCCCUGGCGGUGCACGGAGCCCACCCGCGGCAGCCCGCGCCAGCCCCAUACAAGAACAGUUGGCACCGUGAAAAACACGCUUCGGACCUCUUUCUAAACAGGAAGAGUCGCGCAGUUGAUGGGGAGGCGAAUGUGGAGGCCAGCGAGCAGACCCUUCUCGUUCCCAUCAGACAGGUCUCGAGUUCGACUCAGGACUUGCUGGGUGUGUGUGACUGUUUCGUGAGCCACUCAGCGCGACGCACGGGGUGCAGCUACAAGAUCGGGGAAUACGGACCACUCAUCAUCAACGGGACGUGCUUCAAUGGGACGCAACGGAAACGGCGGCGGCGGUGGCAGCCAGUGGCACAUACUCCUAACAACGCGCCCAUCGAGUUCCCGGACCUGCCGUGGUGUGAUGGCACUCUACCUCUCCUGCUGGUGUCGUCGGGGGAGAAGAAAACACUUCAGCUCAGCAAUGUGCCGUCCGUGUGGGUGUGUCCUCUCAGCCUUGGCGCGUCACUCCAGGACCUCAGCAUCACGAACGUGCCCGAGAUCAGGAUUGCCCCGGGAGCACUCGUCCACAGACUCACAGAUUUCACCCUCAACGUGACGGGCGUAUCUGAGACGCUUUAUGUCCCUCCGAAAGCGUUCUCAGUGGACACGGUGAUUAGGAGCGGCGACCAGGUACCACUACUUGAGAGCACUGUGGAAGAUUCGUUUUUGCCACAAGUUAAGAUCCUGAUAGAGAAUGCCAGUAAUGUGAAGUUUGAGAGCAGCAGUGUAUCAGCUCCGCGAGUGUGGGUGGAAGUAAGAGAGACGGAGAUGCUGAUGAUGGAGGAGAAUGCCGUGAAGGCCCUCUCCUACCCGCUUGACUCGGCCCUCAUAGUCUCCUUCACACAGAUUUUUUACAUGGAAACCCACGCCGCCACCGUCAAGAUAUUGCGGGUGACCGACACUUCCAAACUGCUGCUGAAGGAGGAGUCUGUUCAGGUGACGACGCCCGGGGGUGAAGUCGUUCUGAACCAGGUAGGGGAAGUGAUGCUGCCUGAGCGGGGUAUCAUUGUAGGCGGCGGGGCGAGUCUUGAACUCACCAACGUCUCCCUCAGUACCCUCGGCCACCGAGCAGUCCACUCCUCGAGUCCACUUAGCUUAUCCUCUCUGAUGAGCGUGGAGGUGACUGGCCCAGCCUCUGCCCCCAUCUGUCUCUCCACCCAACACCUCAUACUGAAGGACAUGACGGCGGCGAUGGGCGAACACAGCACUGCUGCCGCCUGCUUCAGGUUCAGCCACUCGCUGGAAGUGGACAAGAGGGAGCCCGUGCCGGGCGUUGUGCUGUCUAAGACGACCAGCUCCAGGAUAUUCGCUGACCCUCAACUGUUUUCUGACCCGAGGUGUGCACCGUGCAACCCUCAACCCACAGUCAUAAUCGAGUCCACGCCGCCACCCAUCAUCCUGCGGACUACCACGACAGUGACCCCUGAAACCCCCCAUCCCGGCCCCACGCCUCCUGGCCCCACGCCCCUUGACCCCACGCCCGUUGGCCCCACGCACCGAGCCUACAUGCGCCCUGUCACCACAUACGGGCCAGAAGUGACCAGCGCGACGGAGCAGACCCGGGAAGUGGCGGGUGACUGGUGGGAGGAGCCGAAGUACUUGGCCCCGGCGGCCGCCUUCGUUCUGCUGGUUAUCUUGCUGCUGCUCUUCUUUUGCCUCUACCGCCUCCACAAGCGCUCUAAGAGAGCCAAGUAUGAGCUUCCCCAGACAUUCAGGAGCCGCACCUUCCCAAGGACAAUCGUAACCCCGGACACUCUGGACGCCGCGCCCCCCGGCCCGCCCCUGCACGCCGCCCCCGCCAGCCACGCCCCCGCCGAGCUGUUUGUCAGUUAUCAUGUGUCGCAUGGCGGGCCCUCCCUGCACCAGGCCGCUGUGGCUCAGCACCAACUUUGGCAGAAUGGCAGGACCCCAGAAGACUCCAACACCGCCUACCGGAGGGACAACCAUCACUCAAGUUCUUGCCACAAUGGGAGUCUCAUGGCAGCUGAAGACGAUUGCUCCAUAAGCUCUACUGAAAUUAUCAUUUAGCCGUGCGUCGUCAUCACCAGUACAAGACACUGCUACCAUUAUUAAUUAUGAAUGUGAAAUGAUUGAAUAUCCUAAGUCUAUGCCGGAAUAAAUGACCGAAGCUACCCAUUGUAAAGCUG
This is a messenger RNA of Eriocheir sinensis (Chinese mitten crab), 3748 nucleotides long. RefSeq lists its product as uncharacterized. The record is from RefSeq and is a predicted model, not a curated record. Lineage: Eukaryota; Metazoa; Arthropoda; Malacostraca; Decapoda; Varunidae. The transcript is spliced from 7 exons. The coding region runs from base 1533 to 3629 and encodes 698 amino acids.